CCCUGGCUGCUCCCGGCCUGGCGGGGUGGCCGUGGUCACGCUGGGGGUCACCAGGCUCUGGUGUGGCCCCAGUCAGUGCCCGGCCAUGCUCUGGUGCCAGCUGAGCCCCGCUGCGGGCAGGGGUAAGCUCAGCCAUGGCCCUGCUCCUGCUGCCCGCCGCCAGAGCCAUCCCUGGGACAGGAUCCAUGGCACAGAAAUUGAAGCCAAGAAAGCCUGUGACUGGCUCCGGGCAGCGGGAUUCCCCCAGUAUGCCCAGCUGUACGAAGAGUCAUCAUUCCCUCUUGACAUCAGUGCUGUGAAGAAGGACCACAGCUUCCUGGACCAGGAUUCCCUCAAAUCCCUGUGCAGGAGGCUGAUGACCCUGAACACCUGUGCCUCCAUGAAGCUGGAUGUUCACUUUCAGCGUAAACAGAAUGAAGACUCUGAGGAGGAAGAGCAGUGUGCCAUCAGCAGCCGGUGGACCUUCCAGAGGGACAGCAAAAGGUGGUCACGGGUGGGGUCCGCCGACAUCCUGUCCCAGGGCUCAGAGGCCCUGAGCUGCACCAUGCGCCCGGUGUCCAGCCACGAGAGCGUCCUCACGGACCUCAGCACCAACCCCGAGGCCACGUCCCUGCACAGCACGGGCAGUGUGGGCAGCGUGGGUGGCACGGGCUGCACCGCGGCCAUGCCAUCCGAGCCCCCGUCCCCUCUCCGUGCCGCUGCCACCGCCUCCAGCUGCAGCCAGAGCGAGGGUUCUGCGCCGGAGCAGCCCCCGGGCCAGGGAGAGGGCUCCAAGGAGAAGCUGAAGAAGCGCCGGUCUCGAAGCUUCCUGAAGAGGAUCGAGUCCCUGCGGAGGAAGGACAAGGAGAAACCCAGCCCAGACAGGAGGGUGGCUCCGCGCAGCAGCGCCACUCUGCCACCGGGAUGGGGCUCUCUGAAGAGCGAUGGGGACCUCGCGGCCGCCAGGACCAACUCCUCUAAAAGAGGGACACCUGCCCCUUUCCACAGCAAAAAACACUUCUUCUCGGUAUCAUACAGGACUAACCGCCUGCUCGGCCCCGGGGGCACCAAGGGCAGCUCAGACCCCAAACGCGGUGGAGUUUACCUGGAGGAUUACGACGCAGACACAGCCACUGCCGCCGGCGGUGCCUGGGCUGCCGCCGAGUGCCAGCGCCGGGCUCGCCACGGCGAUUGCCUGGUCUAUAUCCCCUGUGACCACAAGCCCGGCACCUUCCCCAAAUCCCUGUCCAUCGAGAGCUUGUGUCCCCUGGCCGGCAGCUCCCGCUGGAACGCGGGGAGCGCGGCCGUGGGGCUGGGCAGGGGCGGCAGCAGCAGCAGCGCCGAGGGCUCGGCGUCCCCCAGGGGCUUCGCCCGCCGGCGCCGGGGCUCCUGCAGCUCCCUGGGCAGCCGCAUCAGCGUCUACGACAACGUGCCGGACUUCGGCAGCAGCGAGGAUUUCUGCAAGGACGGGGAGGUCACCUACGAGAACCUCGACGACAUCCUGCAGCACGUGUGGGGGCUGCAGCAGAAGGUGGAGCUCUGGUGUAAAGCCGUCUCCCCUGGCCUGGAUGGGGAGGUAGGGGGCGAGGAAGAGGAGGAUGAGGAGGAGUCGGACUCGGGAGGGGAACCCUCCAACCUGCAUUUCGAAGAACAGUCCAUGUCGGAUGUUGGCACCUCUGCCAGUGACUUUGGUAGCACUGGGAACUCCCUCAACGAGGCUGAAGAGAUCGAGACACGGGAGCGCCGGGAUUCGGGGGUGGGAGCAUCUCUCACAAGACCCUGCAGAAAGCUGCGUUGGCACAGCUUCCAGAACUCGCACCGGCCCAGCCUGAACUCGGCCUCGCUGGAAAUCAACCGCCAGUCAUCGGCCCAGCUCAACCUGCUCCAGAAGUGCUCCCUGCUCCGGCUCACAGCCAUCAUGGAGAAGUACUCCGUGCCCCACAAGCAGGCCUGGACGUGGACUGUCCCCAAGUUCAUGAAGCGGAGUAAAGUCCCUGACUACAGGGACAAGAUGGUUUUUGGGGUGCCACCCAUUGUCAACGUGCAGCGGACGGGGCAGCCCCUGCCCCAGAGCAUCCAGCAGGCCAUGCGCUACUUGCGCAGCCAGUGCCUGGACCAGGUUGGCAUUUUCCGCAAGUCCGGGGUGAAGUCCCGGAUCCAGGCGCUGCGGCACAUGAACGAGACCAGCCCCGACAACGUCGACUACUCGGGGCAGUCGGCGUACGACGUGGCCGACCUGCUGAAGCAAUACUUCCGCGACCUGCCCGAGCCCAUCUUCACCAGCAAGCUGACCGACACCUUCCUGCAGAUCUACCAGUUCGUGUCCAAGGAGCAGCGGCUGCAGGCGGUGCAGGCCGCCAUCAUCCUCAUGCCGGACGAGAACCGGGAGGUGCUGCAGACCCUGCUCUACUUCCUGAGCGACAUCGCCUCGGCUGAGGAGAACCAGAUGACGGCCGGGAACCUGGCUGUGUGCCUGGCUCCUUCCAUCUUCCACCUCAACGUGUCCAAGAAGGAAAGCACAUCGCCCAGGGCCAUACACAAGAGGGGCACCAUGGGGAAGCCGGACCAGAAGGACCUCAGUGAGAACAUGGCUGCCACGCAGGGGCUCUCCCACAUGAUCAGCGACUGCAAGAAGCUCUUCCAGGUCUCCCAUGACAUCUUGCUGCAGCUGAGCAGCUCCUAUAUGGCUGCAGAUGCUUAUCCCCACCCCCUGGCUGACUUGGUGUGCCAGGGGGAGAGCAAGCAUUUACACUCCUACUUUGAGCAGAGUGUCCAGAACCUGCUGAAAGAGUCAUCAGAGAAAUUCAAGGGGUGGCUGAGCACGCCGGGGCCCCUGAACACGGAGCUGUCCUGCAAAAAGGUUGGGGACGGGCACCCUCUGCGCCUGUGGAAGGUCUCCACGGAUGUGGAGGCCCCUCCUGCCACGGUGCUGCACCGGGUGCUGCGGGAGCGUCACCUGUGGGACGAGGACCUGCUGCAGAGCAGGGUGGUGGAGGCGCUGGACAAGGACAUGGAGCUGUACCACUACGUGACGGACAGCAUGGCCCCGCACCCGCGCAGGGACUGCAUGGUGCUCCGGCGCUGGCGCACGGACCUGCCGCGGGGAGCCUGCCUGCUCAGCUCCCUCUCGGUGGAGCACGACAAGGUGCCACUGGAGGGAGGUGUCAAGGCCAUCGUGCUGACGUCCCAGUACCUCAUCGAGCCCGGCGCCAUGGGCCGCUCCCGGGUGACCCACAUCUGCAGGGCUGACCUCAGGGGCCGGUCUCCCGAGUGGUAUAACAGGGUCUUUGGCCACCUCUGUGCCAUGGAGCUGGCGAGGAUCCGAGACUCUUUCCCAGCGCUGAGUCCCACUGGCCCCGAGACAAAGAUCUGAGGCAGCAAGAAGAUGCUCUGUCCUUUCAGACAUGGACUUGCCAUUGGAUGCAGCCUGGGGCUCUCAGCAGGAAGAAGCAUGGUGUGGUGCAGUGCCUGUGGAGGGGCAGACAGAGGCAUAUAUUUAUAAAUGUCCUUUCACCCCGGGCUGGGCAGUCCCGUGCCACGGCCCAGGUGCUGCGGGGCAGGGUGGCUGCAGAGGGGAAGCCAUGGUGUCCCGCUGGAGAGGUGGGAGAGCAGAAGGAAGGAGUGGCCAUGGGGUGAGCCCUGAAUGCAGCCUGUGGCAGGAGCCGGGGCCCCCACACUUGCCAGGAGCAGCAGCAGGGGUGAAGGAGCGUGGAGAGAGGUGGGAGGAGCGAAAACAGGGCCGUGUC
Lonchura striata (white-rumped munia) is the source of this 3725-nucleotide messenger RNA. RefSeq names its product StAR related lipid transfer domain containing 8 (gene STARD8). Gene Ontology annotation, molecular function: GTPase activator activity; lipid binding. Gene Ontology annotation, biological process: signal transduction; regulation of Rho protein signal transduction; actin cytoskeleton organization. The record is from RefSeq and is a predicted model, not a curated record. Lineage: Eukaryota; Metazoa; Chordata; Aves; Passeriformes; Estrildidae.